Molecule: messenger RNA, 303 nt
Organism: Penicillium chermesinum
Lineage: Eukaryota; Fungi; Ascomycota; Eurotiomycetes; Eurotiales; Aspergillaceae
Exons: 1
Coding region: 1-303 (100 amino acids)
Source: RefSeq, a predicted model, not a curated record
AUGUGCUGGGAGCGGAGAUCCGAGAUAAGAUGUGGCACUGAUGCAACUCAACUGCCACCCCACAAGCCUACCCUCCUUCCCAUAUUUUCGGCUGUGCGGCAUAAACGCCUCGCAAAUCCUCCCUUCGACCGCUCUACGCGACAACGACGAUCGUCCGAAUGCCGAUCGUCCCCUUCUGAUCCCAAAGUACAGCAGCUUUCCCUGCUCGAGCGUCUUCCAAGGAUCUACUGGUUCAUGGACUGGAUGAUAGGAGGUCUUGUCGGAAAGCUCGUUCAUAUGCCCAGAUUCAACCAAGUGCUGUAA